UUCCCCAGGAUGUUUUCCACCAAGGCAGCGUCAGUUGCGGCGGCAUCAGCGGCGGCUGUCGCGGCAUCGGGUGCGGAGGCGGCAGCAGCGGCGGGGGCAGCGGCGGCGGCAGCGGUGGACCGCGUAUUGGACGAGCCGUGCACGCCCGACGCGCUGUCUUCCCCCCGCCGCUCCACCUCGUCUCUCUUCUCUCCCUCCGCCUCCGCCUGCGCCUCCCCCUCCCCCUGGUCCCGCCGCCGGCGCAGCGAGAGCUCUCUGCUGCUCGCGGAUUGCGCCACUCCCGACCGCUCCGGCGCCCCCCGUCCCGCCUUCCCCCCCUGCAACGCGCCGCCAUCCCACCUUCCGCCGUUCCCGCCACCAGCAGCGCGCCAUUUCCCCCGCUCCGCGUCCUCCUGCUCCGCCGCGUGCCCGGGGUGCUGGGAUCUCUCCCUCGCCUCUCCCCGCGCCUCCCCGCGCUACGCUGCUCCGCGCGCCGGUCCGCGGGAGGGCAGCGGAGUGGGGCACGGAGAAUGGGGCGAAUCAGCGGACGGCGGAGAAAGCCUGGGCGCGGCGGAAGGAUGGGGGGAGCGGAUGGCGGAGCAGCGCGGGUGGCUGAGACGGUCGGAGACGUUUGCGGUGGGGGAGGGGGGAAGACGGGGCGUGGGGAGCAGAUGGCGGGAUGUGCGCGCGGAGCAGAGCGGCGAUAAUGACUGGGAGAUCGCGCAGGGGGACUGCAGGGGCGGAGCAGAACGGGACUGGCGGAGGGGAUGGCGCGCAUGGACGCCGCUGUACAGCAACGGGGGGAGAAUGGAGGAGGGGGAGGAGGGGGAGGAGGGGAGAGGCGCGGAGAGGGGCGGCGUGGUUUGCAGCGGCAGCGGCAGUUGCAGCAGCGUGUGCGACAGCGGUAGCGGGAACGGGAGCGCCGGCAGCAUGAGCACGAGCAGCAGCGGCAGCUGCGGCAGCGGCGUGUGUGAGAUGCCGGCAGGGACGCAGGGCGGCGGCAAGAAGCAGGAGGCGAAGGAGAGCAGCGGGGUGAGCGAUACUGGCAAGAGCGGCCACGAGGUGAGAGCAGCCGCAGCCGCAGUAGCGAAGAAGGCUGGCGCGUGGGAGAGCGCGGAGAGCGGGGCGGAGAGGAUGAGGAUGCGGAUGCGGAGCAGCAGCAGCGUGCGCGCGGAGCAGCUGCGCCUGAUGGGCCUGGAGAAGACACUGUCCGCGGGCCGCAUGCAGCGCGCCAGGAGCGACGUGCGCGCCGGGUAUGCCGCGUGGGCGCGCCGCCUUGAGGACGGCAGCGGUAUCACGGACGGCAGUGCCUUCAGGGACGGCAGUGGUUUCAGGGACGUGCGCACAGAUGCGCGGCGAGGCAGCUGCGACGCAGCAUACAAGGGGGAUGAUCUAGGGGGUGGCUAUGGUUACUACUACAGAGGAGCCGGUGGGCGCGGCGCGCGGAGCAUGACCAUCCGCGAGAGCGAGGAGAUCCCCGCAGAGCCCACCUCCGCUCAUCGCCCCCUCCUCUCCAUCCCCCCGCCCUCCGCCUCCGCCGCCUCCCCCAUGCGCCGCUCCCUCUCUGACCUCUGGCCCGCGCGCCCGCCUCUCCUCCCCCUCAACCCCGCCCUGGCCUCCCCCGCGAAAGCUAGAGGGGGGAGAACGGGCGCAGGGGGUUGGGGCGCGGGGAAAGGAGGGGGAGAGGCGGAGGGUGUGUGGGGGCAGCGCGGGAACGAGGGGAGGGGCAGGUGGAGCUUAGAAGGCGCGCACGCGGAAAUGGGGGACAUUCCGAGGAGGGCGCGCACGGAUGUGGGGGGGAUGGGAAGGGACGCAUGGGAUGGGGGAAACACAUGGGGGGAGGGGAACGCGGGCGCAGAGGGGAAGGCGCGGAGGUGGCGGCGCGCGUCGUUAGAGGUGAUUCAAGGUGCGGCCAGGGGGGAAUGGGGGGAGGUGUAUGGGGGGGGAAUGGUGGGGGGAGAGACGCUAGCUGCGGAGCAGGAGGCGGGGGAGGAUGCAGGGGAGGGCGGAAUGGAGAUAGUGCGCGUGGAAAGCGGCAGCAGCAGCAGCAGCAUCGGCAGCUUGAGUGCGGGAGGGAGUGGGAGUGGGGACGAGAGCAGCGGUGCGGAGGGGGUGUGUGAGGGGCAGGGGAGGGGAGCAGGGGGGGAGGUGAGCGGAAGCAACAUGAGAGGAAGCGAGGAGGAGGAGUGGGCGAGAGUGAGGAGGCAGGGAGGGGAAGCAGGGCGCAUGGGAGUUUUUAAGGCCAGAGGCGUCGCUGUGGCGUCGCCCCCUCGCUCUGGUGCUUUCCGGAUCUGCGAAGAAGAGGAGGAGGAGGAGGUAGAGGAGACAGCAUACAGCAAUGGCAGCAGCAUAGGCGACACAGACAACACAAGCAGAGCAAUCCCCGUGCUUGCAGGCGCCCCUGACGCCAUGGCAGGAGCACAUGGGGCGGAGGGGGAGGGGCAGCGCGGGGAUGGAGAGAGGACGGGAAGCAGUGGGGAUGGCGGGUGGGCGGGGGAGCAUGGGGGGAAUAGAGAGCAGACUCGUGGUGCUGCGUGGGGUAUGCACGUGAUGCACCCUGCACGCCAUGGUUCCGCUGCUGCUGCUGCUGCUGCUGCUGCUGCACCCUCUGCUCUCCCUGCUGCACCUUGUGUGCUGCUGAACCUGGCGCCAGGCAUGGGCGACCUACUCCCUCGUGCAGGUGCCUCGUACUGGCACCCCCUGCUGCCCCGUGCCAUUGACUCCAUAGAGCUCUCGUCCAAGGGCUGCGCAGCAGCGGGCUUGGAGUCGACACAGCCAUGUGCCGCUGCCGCUGCUGCUGCCCAGUGCAUGGCGCUGUGCUCUGCGCUCUCGUCCCACCUCCUCGCUGCUGCUGCCUCGUCUGCUUCCACCGACCCGCUCUGGCACCUG
Molecule: messenger RNA, 2868 nt
Organism: Closterium sp. NIES-67
Lineage: Eukaryota; Viridiplantae; Streptophyta; Zygnematophyceae; Desmidiales; Closteriaceae
Source: the annotation of a GenBank genome assembly